UGUCUCUUCCCUCUGCAAACCGCUCUCUACGCUCCAUCUUUCGUAAGGCCACAGCGACAUCCGAAGACCCCGAGAAACAGAAAGGAACAACCAUGUCUAGUCGGGAAUAUCAACGACUUCUCUUGGGAGAGCAACGUUUGGCUGAACAAUUUUCCCCGAAGAAAAAGUGAAACCCUGGAAAAAUGAGCGUGAUUGACAUUCUCUUCCGCGUCGACGAGAUAUGCAAGAAGUACGAAAAGUAUGAUAUUGAAAAGCAGCGCGAGCUCAACGCCUACGGAGACGAUGCCUUCGCUCGCCUCUACGCCUUCGUCGAAUCUGAAAUUAAAACGGCUCUUCAGAAAUCCGAGAUGGCUUCAACGGAGAACAACAGAGCGUCUGCAGCUGCGUUGAACGCCGAGGUUCGUCGUACCAAGGCUCGAUUGAUGGACGAAGUUCCAAAGCUGCGGAAAUUGGCUCUAAAGAAGGUUAAAGGGCUUUCAAAAGAAGAUCUAGCUGCACGUGAUGAUCUGGUUCUUGCACUGCCUGAGAGGAUUCAAGCAAUUUCUGAUGGAAUCACAACUGCAGCAAAGCGCACAGGAGGAUGGACAGCUUCAUCAUCCCAUAAGAAUAUCACGUUUGACUCGUCAGAUGGAAACUUUGACAAUGAUUUUUUUCAUCAAACUGAAGAUUCAAAUCAAUUUAGACAAGAAUAUGAAAUGCGGAAAAUGAAACAGGACCAAGGUCUUGAUAUCAUAUCAGAAGGAUUGGAUACGCUAAAAAAUUUGGCUCAAGAUAUGAAUGAGGUUGUUACUGGGCUUAAGUUGAGUUUAAUGAUGCUGCUAGAAGAACGGAGAUUAAUCAGUUUUUGUCCUGUUUUUUUUCCUAUAUAUGUUCAGGAAUUGGACAGGCAAGUUCCAUUAAUUGACGAGAUUGACACAAAGGCUGACAGGGUGACAUCUGAAAUAAGAAAUACUAAUGUUAGGCUCAAGAAAUCUCUGACCCAGUUGAGGUCCAGUCGAAACUUCUUAAUUGACAUUGUUCUGCUGUUCAUAAUACUUGGUAUCGCUUCCUACUUAUACAAUAUUUUGGGCUGAACUCAUUUCAAAGCUUCUUCUGCAGCUUAUCAGAUCAUAAAGCUGUCUGGUACUGCAUCUUUCAUUAUUUGAGGGCUUUCGGGUGACGAAAAAAAGAAAAAAAAGUAAAAAUAAGAGAGCCUUUGGUGAAUCUUUUGAAGAUCAUCCGCUGUUCCUUUCUUUAAUUUGUACUGCCUUUAAAGACUGAUGUAGAUUCCGCUUACUAAGGAUGACUAUUUAUUAAUUUUUAGCUCGCCAGAGUUUCAAGUGUAUAGAUAAUGCCUAUUUUUCAAGUUAUUGUUCCUUUUCUGCAUCUGCUGAAGACAUAUCUUUUAGUUAGGUCCCAGUAACGGUAUUGAGCAUAAUUUUCCUUCUAUCUUGA
Molecule: messenger RNA, 1434 nt
Organism: Juglans regia (Persian walnut)
Lineage: Eukaryota; Viridiplantae; Streptophyta; Magnoliopsida; Fagales; Juglandaceae
Product: syntaxin-71-like
Exons: 8
Coding region: 183-1073 (296 amino acids)
Biological process (GO): intracellular protein transport; vesicle fusion
Cellular component (GO): endomembrane system; SNARE complex
Molecular function (GO): SNAP receptor activity; SNARE binding
Source: RefSeq, a predicted model, not a curated record